CAGCAAUCUUCUUUAUCGCGAUUCCCCGGAGACCAGCUGGUUGCUUGUCCCAUUUGUCAAAGAGAUUCGAACUAGCGCAUCCAGCGCAGCCCUUUCCAGCUCCAACAGCGAGCUUUAGGGCCGCAGCGGCCUUGGAUAUCACAGCAAGCCUUGGCACCACAGAGCGGUAGCUGUUCAAAAUGCAAUCGCCCAACAGCAGUUUUCCCCGACGGCUAGAAGACAGCAGGAAGAAUUAUUCCAAACGGAGAUCCGAAAAAUGGCUGGUCUUACGUACCAGCAGCAGCAGGCUCUACUGCAACGCGUAAAUAGUCUCGAGAAACGGAAAUCCCAGGUUGGGGCCCACAUGUCGUCGGGUGGAACGCCGGGUGCGGACUCCGUCCACUCUGGGCAGACCCAAGCAGAAUCCCAACAGCAAAACCCCGCUGUCCAGUCAGCGCAGGAUAGGGUGUCUGACGUGGCACAAACGGACCAUGUGGUACACGUGCCGCGGGCGAGACAGGCUCACCAUGAAGGAGAACAGAAUCACGUCAGUCAGCGAGUACCGUAUCAUAGGGUGUCGAAGUCGUUACAAUCCAACCACAUUCGAGCGUCCCGUCAAAAUCACUACUAGGGAGACCCGAACCAAGCAACUCAGCCAACA
Messenger RNA from Aspergillus vadensis CBS 113365, 640 nucleotides. RefSeq lists its product as uncharacterized. The transcript has a single exon. The record is from RefSeq and is a predicted model, not a curated record. NCBI's taxonomy places the organism in Eukaryota, Fungi, Ascomycota, Eurotiomycetes, Eurotiales, Aspergillaceae. Bases 257 to 610 code for a protein of 117 amino acids.